UUGGCUGCGUUGCCCGGCAACAGGCGGGGAUGGCGCUGCAGCUGGAGCUCAGCGAGGCCUGGAUCCGGGAGCAGGCGGCGCUGCGGGGAAUUGGCCCAGGUGGAGUCCCUCUCACUGCAGGGAACAUAUGCAGGGAAAAUCCACUCCCUUGGAGAUGCCUUCAAAAAUUUUAAAAGUCUCCAAUCAUUAGAUCUGUCCAGAAAUAUGAUUGUCAGUCUAGAGGGUAUUGAAUAUUUAUAUUUGUUACAAAAUCUGAAUUUAUAUUACAAUCAUAUCUCAUCCUUGCUGGAAGUGUCUCGCCUCCAAACAUUACCAGUCCUCUCAGAGCUGGAUCUGCGCCUCAACCCCAUUACCAGAAAAGAAUCCGAUUAUAGACUGUUCGCUGUCUAUACGCUACAAGCCCUGGAAAAACUGGAUGACAGAAUAGUGAGGGAGAGUGAAAGAAAAUCUGCCAUGCUGCAUUUUGGCCUAAAGAGAAAAGAGGAUUGUUUAUUUUCUGAAAAAGAAAGCGUAAGCUGUAGGGAGAAUACAGUGAAGAACUAUGCAGUAGAUAAAGGGACUUCUUCAGUAUCUAGUUUAGAUAUUGAUAGCAGCAGAAAUCAAACUGAGUCAAGCCAAAAGCAGUUAACUCAUAAACUUCUGUUAAAAUGCGAAGCAAAGGAUUCCUCAAUAAACACUUCAUCUGCUUCUGCAGUACAGGCCAGCAGCUCAGCCAGAGAGAAUAAACAAUGCAGCAACACACUGGGAACACAACUGGAAGAAGUGGCAGGAAAACAGUUGCUGAAUCACAGUCAUCUGGAAGAUGAAUACAGAUCCCUUCCAUCACCACCACAAAUGCGUUCAUCCCUGCGCUCCCCAGACAAAAUAAGAGCCGGACUCACAAGAGGAGGAUUUCGGGUUACUUUUUCAGAAAACGAUUCCUUAGACUUCUCUCUUGAGAAGGACGUAAUAGAAAAACCUAAUAUUUAUUACCUUAACCAGGACAUUUCUUCAACCAAGAAACUGCAUUUGAGUGACACCAACAAAACGAACCCAUACAAGUCACACAGAGAUACUGGUCUAGAUAGUUAUGACCACCUCUACCUUUCCUCCACCCCUCAGAACAAGGACUUUAAGAGACUUCAAAAAGAUAAGAGAAGUACAAAUUUCAGAGAUUACAGUGUAAGCCCUGCUAAUGAAAUUAAGACAACUUCACAGUCCACUAGUAGUGAUCUACUGACACAGCACACUGAGAUGGACAAUAGCACUCGAAGCCUCUUAAAACUCAAUUCAGAUCUGAACACCAAUACACACCUAACCAGCGAGCCUGCUCUGUUAGCCACUCGUUUUUCUACAUUAUCUACCAGCUUCAGUGAUUUAACAUCAAGGCAUCAACCUUUAUCAGCUGAAGCGUUGCUUGAGCAGUCACAGCCAGCAACAAUGAGAAAAACAUUCCCAUCUGCAAUGCCUAGGAAAGACAGCGAAUCGGCAGCUAACAGGUGCUUGAGCCCUUCUAGAAUGGGGUAUAAACAAAGUGACAGACUGCAUUCAUCACUGUCCCCUCAGCAUUGUUUUAAAGAGUCAAAUAAGGAGUCUGUCCCCAGUGAUUUGAGCAAUGAUACGAGUUUCACAGAAAGUCCAAGUCCCAAAAGGACUGAGAAAGCAUCACAUAUUGCAGUUGUCCUACAGCAGCUCCUGGAGCUGGUAGAUCGUUACUGGGAUGGAGCUGGGUCCCUCCUCCUCAACAAGAAUUUUCUUGCUCCAGCUCAAGAUUUGCUUUUGUACCUUAUGGCCUCUACCCCUCCACAGAAGGAUGUUCACCUACCAGGUGGGGAUAGCCCAUCAGUCUUAGCUGGAAAUGCUCCCAGACUUCAAAGGACCCAGCUGAAGUAUGCUGAGCCGUUUGACAGAGCAAACAUGGCUUUGCAGCAGCAAGCCAAGGGGCAGGAGGAGAGCCAUGUGUCAUCUUCCCAAUUACAGGAAGUGGACUACACUGCUGCUUCUAAUUACUGCUUCAGUGGGACUCACUCACUCACUUACGAUGAGUUGCUACAUAAGAACGAGCAGCUGAGUGUCCAAGUAGAGUACUUAACUCUGGAAUUCAAACAACAUCAGAAACUGCAGGAGACUGUGCAUCUUCUACAGGAGAGUCAGAGGUCUUUAGUGUCCACAAACAACUUUCUGCUGCAACAGCUGAAUAAAGAGCACAAUCCUAAUUCCGUAAAAACAACGCUUUCUUCUGAGAAAUUCACCCUUCGUGAGAGAUCGCCUCCCUUAGAAAGAACUCCUCCUGUGUCAGCACAUGGCUAUAGUCAGUAUUGUAAUGCAGAGCAGUUAAGCAAUUCUCCUCUGUAAAGUAAACAAGGAGUCACUUCACAUACUUAAUGUUAUAUGGAUUAUGUUCUUUUCCAUUUAAGUACAAUAUGAGAUGUCGAACUAUAUUUAAAUGUGUCCACUUUUACUGAAAUUAAUUCAUUAUGUCAUUCUAAUCUUACUUUGCAUUAGCAUCUUAAGCACCACUUGGUGUUAGCAUUCUUAUGUUUUUCUGUCUUUAUUGAUUUACCAAAAAAAUACAGAAGGCUCCUUAUAAUAAAAUGGUAGUCUACAGUCUUGCCAUCCCAAGGAGGAAUGAUCUUCGCAGAUGCUACAGAGCAUACAGAUUCACACUUCAGAAAGUAUUGGUGAUUCAGUAGUGCAUUCAAUUUCCUCUGAAACGGUGCUGAAUCAGUGUCCUGUGCUAGGUGGCUGUGUGGUUGAAGAUCCGAUAUUUGAUAUAAAUUGUAAAAUCAAGGUAAUGUCCCAUGGCAUUUUUUGCAAGAAUUUGGAGUUCUAAAACCAGUGUCCUGGUGAAAUGUUAUUUGGGAUGAUAAUCUGCAGAUAAUUAUUUCCUCUGCAAUUUCAGUUUAAUACAGAAUAAUUUCUCUCCCCCAUCCUAAACUGUUGUGUAGUGUUGCUGUUUGCUGCUAACAGCUGUCGUGUUCUACCCUAGAGAUGGUUGCAUUUCAGCUAUGGGAUGGUGAUUCCAGUAUAUGUUCACUGAGAAAGAUGUAAAGCGUUAAGGUUGCCCGGUGGUAUCUUGUGCUCUUCCACAACAUCCGGUUCAAUAAAACUCAAACUGUUGAAAACCAGGAAAUAAAGAAUUAAGGUAAUUCAGCUUUUAACGCCUGAAAGGUGGACACCAAUGCAACCUUAACUCUGUCCCCCUGGAGCUGGGACUAGCCUAUAGGAGUUAUCUGCAUGCAUUCUAGCUGCAUUCACUGGGUUAAGUGUAGCUGUAUUGAAUGCUGGAGGGAUUGGGUGGGGCAGAUUAGCAGAACUGUGAAUAUGACAUGAGGUGAUGCGUGGGGGGGGUGGAAUCUGAGCACUUCCGUGUGCUGAAAAGCAACGGGUGUGUGUGUACCCUGAGGGAUGCAGUUUGCCUCAUAUCAGCACUCAAUUGUGUAGUUGUGCCUGUAGCGAUACUGAGGGGUCUUCCUCCCCUGGGGAUUGUGGGCAGUGAGGUGUGAUGUGAGCACUGUGUGGGUGUUAUGGUGGAGACAUAAAAGUGUUGUGUUAGAGGAACCCCGUAUGCAAAUAUGAAAGGACUGUAAACUGCACUAGUUGUGGGGAUGUUUUAUGGAGCAGGCUCAGUGUCUGCGUGUAGGGCAGGUGCAGGUAGUGCACUGAACAGGAACCUCGGCUACAUGCAAGUUUUGCCUUUGAUUCUGCCCUACAGUGGGCAUGUGCCCUAUUGACUGCACGCUGCGCACUGUCUGCAAAGGUAGCAUACGUGUGGAAUCAUAGAAUCUCAGGGUUGGAAGGGACCUCAGGAGGUCAUCUAGUCCCACCCCAGGAACCGGCCAAUGGGAGCUGGAGGGGCGGUGCCUGCAGGCGAGAGCCGCGUGGAGCCACUUGCAUACCUCCCCCUAGGAGCCGGACCUGCUGCUGGCCACUUCUGGGACGCAGCACAGUCCACAGUGCC
Molecule: messenger RNA, 3940 nt
Organism: Chelonia mydas (Green sea turtle)
Lineage: Eukaryota; Metazoa; Chordata; Testudines; Cheloniidae
Gene: LRRC36
Product: leucine rich repeat containing 36
Exons: 14
Coding region: 205-2334 (709 amino acids)
Molecular function (GO): protein binding
Source: RefSeq, a predicted model, not a curated record